AUGAUGUUAUCACCACCGCGAAGAUUCCGCUUGGAGAUUGCCGUUAAGCGGCUGCAUAGUCUUGUCAACAUGAGUUCAUCGGCGAGGAUCGUCUUCGCUGUACGCUUCUCAAGCUUUCCAGAGAUUUUCCUCCGGCCACAAACUGGCGGUGGUGGCGGUGUUGUUGAACGGGCCCCCGCAGGUGACUUUAUCCUUUCGCUGACAUACAACGUGUGCCACAAGGCCGAGUUUUAUCUCAAUGACGAUGAGUACCGAAAAAUAUUUCCUGCGCAGUGCGUCUGCCGCGUGUACGACGAGGGACAACCGCAUGCGCCUGUGUCAUGGGUAUGCCCAUGCCCGCUGUCGACGGUGCAGGUGGCGGCGGGCCGGCAACAUAGCAACUACGCCAUGUGCGACAGCGCCGGGAAGACGAUGGGCUUUGCGGAGAUGUCCUGUCGCGUUGUUCCCAUGGACGAAGCGAUGCUGUCUACUGCGGUGGUGCCUGGGGCCACCGCUUCUUCAGCCGUCUCCCGCCAGGCAUCUUUGCCCGUGGCAACUUCCAACUUAACGGUCAAUGGCAAACCUUAUGUUAUUCGUGUGAUUUUGGACGGCGCGGAUGGGGAGAGAAGGAAGAAGCGCAUGCACAAGAUGACGCGGGGUGGCCAUCGAGAUUCCUCGCCGGCGAAGUUAACGUCAUCGGGCGCUGGAGCUGUGGUUGAAGGCACAUUGCCACAAAAAGAAGCGGAAAAGAGUCUACGGGGUCGUCCGCUGGCAAGCACACAUGAAUCUAAUCGACGAGGAAGCAAGUCUACCGUGAAGAAGAAAACGUUUUUUCAUGUCUUACAGUACGGCGUGGCGUAUCAGAUUCAGUCAAAUUGUGGAACUUUAUACGCCACCUUGAAGCGGGAAUUUACGCUGCUUGACGCAGUUGCUGUGGAUGAGAAGUCAAAACCCAUAACGGAUAAGCUCGAUUGUGUGGUGCAGCAAAUCUUGAAGUCCGCGAAUAUUGUGAUCCAGUUGGCCAAUCAGCUUGCCGAGUCCUCUGGAAUGGACUACACAAGUGCAUCCGUGGAGGAUAGCUCACGCAGAAAUCCAGUAAACAAAUUGCCCAUUCCACGCGAAGGAAGUGUGGCCCAUUUUCUAAUGUAUCACGUGCUUUUUCAGCUGCAGUGCCUAGGGACGAACCUCUGCCACCUUACAACAGCCUACCGUCAGCCACUGGAGGUUCGGUUAUCCACUCUGCAUCGUCAGCAUGUCAAAUAUAUCAAAUAUUUAUGCAUAGAGGUUCAAGAAUUGACAACACGUAUUAACAUUAUUGUGCAGUCAACAAUAGAUCGAAGCUUUGCUGGCGGGGGUACCUUUUCAAAAUUUUCAACACCGGCUUAUUCCUCUAAAUUUACCAGCAGUGUCAGUAGCGCUUGUACAGUUUCCUCACGAUCCUCAUCCGGUGGAGGAUCCUCAGGACAGGGAAGCUCCACGGUUGAAAGUGUUUCGUCGGCAUCCUCAUCAGGACCCAAGGUGUUGGAUAAGCCUCUUCCCACUUUGACGCAUUUCGUAUCGCAGCCUGUGGUUUACUCUAACACUAACGAACAGCCGUCAUCAGUGCCUUCCCCACAGGGAUUUUCUGCGGAGACUCAAAUACCAGUAUCAUUGCCCGAUAAUAAUAGGCCACUUCCAUCAGCCACGUUUGAUCCCAGAUACAGUUUUCCACCAUCCACAGAGUUUAGAACGGGACUGUUGCCCCCGAAAACCUCCACAAUAACGCCUUCAGUGAGUGGAAUGAGUGCAAACAAAAUCACGGUAUCUGACAACGCGGUGAACGCUCUUUACAUCCCAGCUGGUGCUGCCUCUACUUCUUCACAGCCUGUAUACUCAGAUAUAACUCCUUCAGGAGCUGGCGCACAGCGACAUACGUCUCUGGAGAGUGGUGGCGCCCCGGUGCCUGUUCCUCAGUCGGCUUCUUUGACUGCGGGAGGCGUCUCGGGGAUGGGAGCUGGCACCCAGCGACAUACGUCUCUGGAGAGUGGUGGCGCCCCGGUGCCUGUUCCUCAGUCGGCUUCUUUGACUGCGGGAGGCGUCUCGGGGAUGGGAGCUGGCACC
This is a messenger RNA of Trypanosoma rangeli, 2079 nucleotides long. RefSeq lists its product as uncharacterized. The record is from RefSeq and is a predicted model, not a curated record. NCBI's taxonomy places the organism in Eukaryota, Euglenozoa, Kinetoplastea, Trypanosomatida, Trypanosomatidae. The transcript has a single exon. The annotation marks the transcript as partial.